Molecule: messenger RNA, 2413 nt
Organism: Saccostrea echinata
Lineage: Eukaryota; Metazoa; Mollusca; Bivalvia; Ostreida; Ostreidae
Exons: 7
Coding region: 55-1233 (392 amino acids)
Source: RefSeq, a predicted model, not a curated record
UAAAGUCGUGAAAGUGGUCUCUUUUGACAAGUAGGACACCGAUAGAUCGAGAGUAUGGCACAGUUUAUAACUUUUGUAUUUUGUUGGUGCUUACUACUGGAGAUUUGCCUACCAGCGCCUUCUGAUUAUGACAAAAAAGCAAACGAAGAAGGAAAUCUGAUGAUAACAGAGGUAAACAAAGGAGGACACAAACUACUUAACACUGACUCCAAAGCAAAAGAACUUUUACAAAAGCUGCAGAAAAAUCUAAGUACUUUUGAUUCAAACACAGCUUUAGAAGAAGUCAGACAUGUCAAAAAGCAAUUUACGAAUGUUCUUAAAAAUGACACAUCUACCCAUAGUAAAGAAAAAAGUGCCAAACUUGGACAAUUAAGUACUAUGUCUCCUGAAAAAUCAGUAAGAAAUGUGGAGGCUACAUUACCUGGGCUUAAAAUAAGUACAGUCAAACCAAUUAUAAAAGACAUAGUAUCCCCCAAAAAAGUGAACACCAAAUUCUUAGGGAAAGAUCACUUUGAUCCAGAGAUAAGUGAUGAACAUGGUAAUGUGAUUCAAAGGGUAACAUUUAACCAAUCAAAAACUACAUCUACAACAUCAUCAAAAGUAAUCGAGCAAACAACCUUGGCAGCAGAGAAAAUUGCCGAUAUUGUGGAAAAUGUGGGUCUGAUGCCAGGGCCAGUGAUUAUUGAUCCGUAUGAUAAAACAGCAGAAGACGAUCUGUUCUGGGACGAAAACCUGAAAUCAGCAUCCAAAGACACAAACAAUCAACUCCAUGAUGAUUAUGAACGAGAAGAUGAUGACUGGUAUGAAGAUACAAACACUCUGGAGAGCGAAGACAAGGAAGACAACUCUGAUGAAGAUACAGAUGACUGGAACUUUUGGAAUGAUCACCAUGAGGUUGUAACAGAUAAAUAUGUCAACGUGGCAGACAAAUUUGGGGACUUCUGGGAUGAGGAGAGUUAUGCUCAAGCUCCAUAUUUAAAGGAAAACACCGUAACAUCCCGCUGGAAUCGUAAUGACCGAGGCAAUAUACGAAGAGAAAUCAACAUGAUGACGCUGUAUUGCUGGGUGCUCUUUAUUUCCAUGACAAUGCUGAUCUUGUAUGUCUUCUACAAACAGAAAAAUGUGUUUAAGCCAUAUUGGAUGUAUUUGUAUCGGCGCCCUGCUGAAAGGAGACUGUCAUCGGAAGAUGCUGCAGAGGAAAGGAAAGGCAUAGUGAACCAUGCCUUUGCUUGAUAUGCAUUACCCUCCAUUAGGUGAACUGUGUUUACACUAAGUACCUGUCAUGUUCUGUAGGUUUACUCUAGGUACCAUCUGUAUAGGGAAACAGAUUUUCAUAAUACAUUACCUAGCAUAUGGAGAGCCAUGUUUAUGCUUUGAAUGCAGUACCCAGUAUUUUGUGCCAUGCUUUAAUAUUCCCACUGUAGGUGGACAGUGAUUGAUACAUAAACAUGUACCACUGCAUCAUGAGCCACGUUUAUGCUAGAUGCAUAUUACCUUCCAUUGAACAUAUAGCAAUAACUCAAUAAGAUUUUUUUUGAGAAUUGCAUCUGCAAGACUGCAAAUGCACAGCAUUAUUGAUUUGAGUGCCAUAUAUAACUUGGCAAUGAAAUGAAAUAAUGUGUCUUUCUUGCCUCAGUUUUUUUUUAUUAGAAGUAGCUGAACCAUUUAUAAAAUGAUGCCAGUGCAGAACCCAGAAGAUCUCACUGUAAGAUUUAUACAAGUCCCCUCACUGCAAGAUUUAUACAAGUCCCAUGAUUAUUUUUUUUUUAUCUUUGUUACUUUCCUAUAAGCAGUUUAAAUACAUGUAAGUCCCAUAGACUCUUUAUAUUUAUGACUUCCAGUAAGCCCUCUAUAUACAUGCAAGUCCCAUGAAUGUUUCUGUAUGCCCUCAAUAUAGUUCUAAGUCCAGUGCUGGAACUUGCAAUUAAAACAUUUUGAUUAAAAAAAAAACAGACUGCAUUUCCAAGUAGUUUUCUUUUCUUUUUUUUUUUUUACAAUCCAUUUCCUCAAACAUACCCAUUCAUCUUUUUCAAAAUUAAAUCAGUCAGGGCACAAGAAACAAUUUUUAGGUGCUAUAAGUAUGGUUGAAAGGCGACAUCAUUAUCUCUUGUUUAUUUUUUGGGAAGCAAAAAAGGAAUAUGGUUGAUUUGGUUAGGACCUGCUUAGUCAAUGUGAGUGAUUAUGCCAAUUUGAAAGGGGGGGGGGGGGGAUUUGAAUUCAAUCAAAAUUUAGAGGCAUUGUCAUUUUUACUGUGUAACUUGUUUUAUGAAUAAAACAUUUUCUGUUAUGAAUUUUUAUGCAUGUUAAAUUUUACCGGUACUCAGAUUUUUUGCAUUUGCACAUUUUCAAACAACCAAGUGUGUAUUGCUCUAUCUUACUUUGAAAUUUGUUAAAAAUAAACAAUAUAAAAUUU